Messenger RNA from Chenopodium quinoa (quinoa), 1237 nucleotides. RefSeq names its product trafficking protein particle complex subunit 3-like. Lineage: Eukaryota; Viridiplantae; Streptophyta; Magnoliopsida; Caryophyllales; Amaranthaceae. The transcript is spliced from 6 exons. Gene Ontology annotation, cellular component: cis-Golgi network membrane; TRAPP complex; cytosol. Bases 241 to 801 code for a protein of 186 amino acids. Gene Ontology annotation, biological process: intra-Golgi vesicle-mediated transport; endoplasmic reticulum to Golgi vesicle-mediated transport. The record is from RefSeq and is a predicted model, not a curated record.
ACAGUCAUUGCUUUAAAUCGGGAAUUUCUUUCCUCUCAUAAGUCAUAAUUCUACUUCUUCCCUUACCAAACGCAUACAUCUCCUAUCUUUCAAGACUCAACAAUCAAUCUGCUCAUGCUUUUUAUGAUCGCAUGUUCUCCAUAAAUCACUACUUCAAUCUUGAUUCGCUCAUUUUCUCUCCGAUUUUGUUCUUCGUUAGCUCCCAGCUUUAACUGCAUUUUCCAGUAGUGAGAUCAGAAGAUGCCGGCAGUUGCUCCACGAUCUGGGGAGGCCAUCUUUUCCAGUGCUGAGCGUGUUAAUGCAGAGUUGUUUACAUUAACAUAUGGAGCAAUAGUUCGUCAACUAAUUACAGAUCUGGAAGAAGUUGAUGAAGUUAACAAGCAGCUUGAUCAAAUGGGUUAUAAUAUUGGUGUGCGAUUGAUUGAUGAGUUCCUAGCAAAAUCCAAUGUCUCUAGAUGUGUGGACUUCAAGGAAACUGCUGAAGUCAUAGCAAAGGUUGGCUUCAAAAUGUUUCUGGGGGUGAGUGCAACAGUCACUAAUUGGGAUGCAGAGGGAACAACUUGCAGCCUUGUCUUGGAGGACAACCCUUUGGUAGAUUUUGUUGAGCUUCCUGACACGUGCCAAGGCCUUCACUAUUGCAAUGUUUUAAAUGGUGUGGUCAGAGGGGCACUGGAGAUGGUAUCAAUGAAGACAGAAGUUACAUGGAUUCGUGAUAUGCUUCGUGGGGAUGAUGCGUAUGAACUGCAAGUCAAACUUCUCAAGCAAAUUCCAGAAGAAUACCCAUACAAGGAUGAUGAAUGAUGUCUAACUUCUCGAUGUUGUUAUGUAUAUUGUCCCCCAAGGUUUGGAUGCCUACUUUUUCUGCACUAUUCAAUUAGUUCUGGGAUACUCAACUUGAAGUAGGUUUCCCUUUUUUUUUUUUUUUUUUCGUUCUGCACUCAAAUACCUGUGGGGAACAUGCUGUAGUUAAAUUUGCCUAUGUGGUAGUAAUGCUUUAUGUAAUAGGAUGCUCAAGAACUGUAUUGUUCCUGCUGCCUUUUACGCAUUUGCAUUCAUCCAACAUGUUGCGGGAUUAUAUUGCAAAAAUAACCUGUUUUUAGCCCUAGAAAGUACUCAAAGUAGCGCUUUUUUUUUCCUUCUCUUGCUCUUUAUUUUGCCCAAGGAUCUUAUAAUGUAAUUUCCCUGCCCAAGUAUAUGUUAUAUGUGAGAUAAAAUAAGUGGAGUAAGAAUGUUUAUA